UCUCCUUCCCUCCCGUGUGUAGCGUGUCGGUCAGCCCAGGGCGGCUGCACCUUCCUUGAAGCCUGGGAGCCCCCGCUGGCCCGCUGCUCUUCCCCAUGGGGAUUCGAGAGUUUCCCAACGGCACGACGAGGGGCAAGACCAUUGCGAUUGGCAUGAGGAGAUCUCCAGAUGUCAGCCCCAGGAGGCUGUCAGACAUAAGCCCUCAACUCCGGCAGCUCAAAUACCUAGUGGUGGAUGAGGCGAUCAAAGAGGAUUUGAAAUGGUCCCGAUCUAUGGAAGAUCUCACCAGUGCUUCUGUGGGACUCACUUCCAUUGAGGAAAGGAUUUUGCGGAUUACCGGUUAUUAUGGCUAUCAGCCCUGGGCUGCCAGCUACAAAAGGGAUGAGCGGUCCCAUGAUUCCCCAGUACCAGCAGAAGCCCAGGCACAAGCUGGGAUGGAAGCUGGUGGAAGAGGGAGCCGAUGUUGCUGGACAUGCUCUGUGACACAGCUUAAGAAAUUUUUCUGGGGUGUAGUGGUGGUACUUGGCGUCUGCUCCUCUUGGUCAGGUUCAACCCAGCUAGCAAAACUGACCUUUAAGAAACUUGAUGCACCCUUCACUUUGACAUGGUUUGCAACAAACUGGAACUUUUUAUUUUUUCCUUUGUAUUACAUUGGACAUGUUUAUAAGUCAGGUGAAAAACAGUCUCCACAGCAAAGAUACAGGGAGUGCUGUCGGUUUUUCGGAGACAAUGGCUUGACUUUAAAGGCAUUUUUUACCAAGGCAGCACCUUUUGGCGUUCUUUGGACUCUCACAAACUACCUGUACUUACAUGCAAUAAAAAAAAUAAACACUACGGAUGUCUCCGUUUUGUUCUGCUGCAACAAAGCUUUUGUGUUCUUGCUUUCAUGGAUCGUUCUCAGGGACAGAUUCAUGGGAGUGAGGAUUGUGGCUGCUAUACUUGCUAUAGCAGGGAUAGUCAUGAUGACUUAUGCUGAUGGAUUCCACAGUCAUUCAGUUAUUGGAAUAGCACUUGUUGUGGGAUCCGCCUCAAUGUCAGCCCUGUACAAGGUUUUGUUUAAGCUUCUCCUUGGCAGUGCUAAAUAUGGAGAAGCUGCCUUAUUUUUGUCAGUGUUAGCUGUCUUCAAUAUCCUUUUUGUUACCUGUAUUCCUAUCAUCCUUUACUUUACCAAAGUUGAAUACUGGAGUUCUUUUGAUGGCAUUCCUUGGGGAAGCAUUUGUGGAUUUUCAGUCCUAUUAUUGACAUUCAAUAUUUUAUUAAAUUUUGGGAUUGCUAUUACAUAUCCUACCUUGAUAUCGCUUGGAAUUGUACUAAGUGUACCUGUAAAUGCCGUUGUUGACCACUACUCGAGUAACAUUGCCUUCAACAGUGUCCGUGUAAUCGCCAUUGUCAUCAUUGGCCUGGGUUUCCUCCUGCUGCUUUUGCCAGAGGAGUGGGAUGAGUGGUUAAUAAAGCUCCUCACUCGCCUCAAAGUACGAAAGAAGGAAGAGAUUCCGGAAGGGAACGGAGACAUUGUUUCAGGAUUGCAAAAUAAAAGCAGGAGAACACGCCCUUCCAUGUCAUCGUUCACACAUUAAUGUUAUUUUUUUAAUGAAAACUCUUCACACAUGGUAUGCUAUAAUUCACAGGUCUUUCUUGCAAAGCACAUAUGUUCAAUACGGUGUACAUAGAUGUACAGUUUUGAUAAUAACAGAGUCUGAGGCAUCACGUUUCAGCAUGUCCAAAUUGCUUGCACUUUCACUUGGGAGAACUUCUUUAAAAAGGCAAAAACAAAACUUUUUAAAUGAAUGUAAUGUAUAAAUGAAUAAUCUUUGCAUAUUGUUUUAAUGAUCAAUCAUCAUAAGGAGCAGGACAUAUAUUUUCAACAUUAGGUACUGAAUGACACAUCGCACACUGUGAU
Messenger RNA from Elgaria multicarinata webbii, 1900 nucleotides. It is a transcript of the gene SLC35F3, whose product is annotated as solute carrier family 35 member F3. NCBI's taxonomy places the organism in Eukaryota, Metazoa, Chordata, Lepidosauria, Squamata, Anguidae. Gene Ontology annotation, cellular component: membrane. Gene Ontology annotation, biological process: thiamine transport. The transcript is spliced from 8 exons. Bases 96 to 1577 code for a protein of 493 amino acids. The record is from RefSeq and is a predicted model, not a curated record.